Molecule: messenger RNA, 1542 nt
Organism: Pelagomonas calceolata
Lineage: Eukaryota; Pelagophyceae; Pelagomonadales; Pelagomonadaceae
Source: the annotation of a GenBank genome assembly
AUGGGUACCGGUAGUGCCUUGGGUGGGAGCGGUGGGGCUAUUUUCAUCACGGUUGGUGCGGGGACAAGUGGAGAGGGGGGUAUGUUGCGAGCGGCAGCAGGUUUUGGCAUGGCAACAGGUGGUCUAAUGUCGUUGCAAAGUGGACAAGGUGCCCAGACAAGCAGCGGCUCCAUAACUGUAAUCACACCCAACACCGGUGCAUCUGGUGGGAGUGGCAAGCUAGUUUUCAGCAGUGGGACAGCAAAACGGGGAAAUUCUGGGGCUGUUCUUAUUGGAACUGGUGCGUCCUCGUGCGGACGGGCAGGACUGUUGAAUGUCGCCCUGGGCUCUGGCACGAGUGGAAGGGGCGGUGGCAUGAUUUUAAUUGGUGGCAGAUCCACCUCAAGGACUGGAGGCGCCGUGUGCAUCUUCACAGGGGAAGGAACUGCCACCUCUAGCGGCAGUGUUACUAUUCUCAGCGGAAAUGGUGGCGUUGCUGGCUCAAGUGGGGUACUGAUUUUCAGCACUGGAUCAUCGUCUGGCGGAAACACAGGGUCAAUUUUGCUUGGAUCUGGAUCAGCGACGGGUGGUGUUGGAGGGGCAAUAAUGAUGACAGUAGGGAGUGGCGCAAGUUCAGCUGGGGGCUGCAUUAAACUUAUGGCAGGCCGCAGUGUUGCAGGAACCGGCGGAGCAAUUUACAUGAACAGCGGAGAGGGAACAGCGUCAAGCAGCGGCACAAUAAGAGUGUCUACCGCCAAUAGUGGCGACUUAGGAACAAGUGGCCACCUCCUAUUUAGCACAGGCUCCUCUUCGUCUGGCAAUAGCGGCACUUUGACUUUUGGAACCGGACCAGCUACAUUUGGUCGCGGCGGUUCUAUCUCGCUACAUGUAGGAAGUGGCACGAGUGGCGAAGGUGGUAUCCUGGCAAUGCAGGCGGGCAGGGGAACGAGACACACCGGCGGCAGAGUAGUUGUGUGUAGCGGGGAGGGUACGGGUUCCAGCAGCGGGAUGGUCACGCUUGUGACUGUCAAUAGUGGAAUUGCUGGAUCGAGUGGCAGACUCAUCUUCAGUUCGGGAAGCUCAAAGUCUGGUAAUUCGGGCACUGUUUUAAUUGGAUCUGGUUAUUCGAGUGGUGGCGCAGGUGGAUUGGUAGGCAUACAUGUUGGGCGUGGUACGAGCGGUGCGGGUGGAAGCUUAAAUUUGAAUGCUGGUCGAAGCACGAUGUCAAGUGGCGGGCAGGUUUCAAUAUGCUCAGGAGAGGGAACCAGCUCCACUAGCGGGAGUAUAACUCUCUGCUCAACCAACAGCGGGGAAGAUGGGUCGAGCGGGUUGCUUAUCUUCAGUUCUGGGUCAAGCAGGGGUGGAAAUAGCGGCAGCCUUCUAGUUGGAACUGGUGCUGCUACUGAUGGACGAGGUGGGGCUUUACACUUGCACAUCGGCAGUGGGACAAGUGGAUCAGGGGGCGUUCUUCAGGUGCAGUCCGGACGCGCGACGGCAGCGAGCGGCGGCGCCGUGGUGGUCGGCAGCGGCGAGGGCACGCAGACGAGCAGCGGGUCCGUCAGC